Cornus florida is the source of this 1761-nucleotide messenger RNA. RefSeq names its product pentatricopeptide repeat-containing protein At1g62680, mitochondrial-like. The transcript has a single exon. Bases 913 to 1761 code for a protein of 282 amino acids. The record is from RefSeq and is a predicted model, not a curated record. NCBI's taxonomy places the organism in Eukaryota, Viridiplantae, Streptophyta, Magnoliopsida, Cornales, Cornaceae. Gene Ontology annotation, molecular function: protein binding.
CCCUCUAAAGAACCGGUUAGAAUCCCUGUUCUCACUUUAUCUUCUCUCUCACCUAAUGCACAAAAUCUCGUUGUCGCUCUCCCCAAUCUCUCUCGUCUGUUUCUGUCUAAAAUACCUCUUGUCUGUAUUUCUCUACUCUCCCACUCUCUCUCUCUACCCUUCACCGGUUCACCCCCCUUUAUGUUACGUACUGAUUCAGUUCAUGAGUUCCAAUAUGUAAUUACAAGUUGUUUGAAAGUGUGGGGAUGUUAAAACUGCAUGUCGUGUGUUUGAUGAAAUGCCCGAGAAAAGAAUGUGGUGACUUGGAACUGUAUGAUUUCUGGGUAUAUUAGGAAUGGUAGAAUUCGUGAUGCUGGUGAGAUAUUCGAUGUUAUGCCUAGUAGGAACGAAAUUUUUUGUGGGUUUGCAAAGUAUGGAAAGUUAGAAGAAGCUCGGAGUUUGUCUGCGGCAAAAGUAGCCAACCCAACCAGAUUCGCCCUUCAGGUGACUUGUUUUCACACACACUGACACACACAGCUGAAAGAUGAUGAAAAGAAAACUUAUUUCCUCCACAAAUUUUAAAAAUGGUGGUGUUCUCUCUCUUCAGAAAGGUACCCGUAAGUCUACAACUUCUCUUAAGCAUUGUAUUAUUUUCUUCAUUGAUUAUCCAUUUGCUAGAGGCAAUUUAAGGGCUUCGUUUCAUUCCCAAACUGGUAAAGACAAAAACCUCACUGUACGAGUAGUCAAACCCGGUGUAUGAAGUCUCUGAGAGAUCAAAGUGAAUUUGAUUUCACUAACCUUGACGAUGCACUGUCACUGUUUGAUGAAAUGUCUCAAAUGCGGCCUCUUCCUUCAAUUGUGCAUUUUACUCGAUUGUUAGGAGCCAUUGUGAGAAUGAAACAUUUCAGCACUGCAAUUUCUUUACUUCAUUAAAUGGAAUCCUCAGGAAUGGUAGAGCCAAACUGUUACACUCUGGGCAUCUUGAUGAAUUGUUACUGCCAUUUGAAUCGGGUUGAUUUCGGUUUCUCUGUUCUGGGGAGAACUCUGAAGCUUGGUUAUGAAGUGAACUGCGUGAUGCUCAACACUUUGAUAAGGGGACUCUGCAGCGAGGAUAAAAUGAGUCAGGCAAUAAAGUUGUUUCAUGACAUGGUGGCAAAAGGAUUUCAACCUGAUACAACUACUUAUAGCACGAUCAUUGACGAUCUUUGUAAGAACAGAUUGGUAGCUGAGGCUUUUGACCUCGUUUCGGAAAUGAUCAGUAAAAGUAUUUCACCAAAUGUUGUCACUUACAACUCCUUUAUCCGUGGCCUAUUCAAGUCAAACCAGUGGAAAGAAGCUACAACAUUGUUGAAUGAAAUGGUGAACCAAAAAAUCAAACCAGAUGUAAGAACCUUCAAUAUAUUGGUGGAUGCACUUUGUAAGAAAGGAAAGGUUGCAGAAGCAUUAGAAAUAGUUGAAGAGAUGAUUCAAAGAGGUGAGGAGCCUAAUACAGUCACUUACAGUACACUGGUGGAUGGUUAUUGUUUGCAAAGCAAAUUUCAUGAGGCAAGGAAGAUAUUUGAUUUGAUGGUUGCUAGGGGUUGUGCACCUGAUGUUCAAAGCUAUAACAUCUUGACUAAUGGAUAUUGUAGGAUGCGAAUAAUGAGUGAGGCUCUAAGACUGUUUCACGAAAUUUCUCAAAUGGGAUUGGUUCCUGAUACUGUUGCUUACACCACUCUUAUUGGUGGUUUUUGCCAUGCAGGAAAUCCUCGAGUUGCACAACAACUUCUAAAUGAGAUGUGA